Molecule: messenger RNA, 1416 nt
Organism: Capsicum annuum
Lineage: Eukaryota; Viridiplantae; Streptophyta; Magnoliopsida; Solanales; Solanaceae
Exons: 2
Coding region: 120-1232 (370 amino acids)
Source: RefSeq, a predicted model, not a curated record
AAGUCAAGUCAGAAGAAGAAACAUCUUUUUUUGCUUAUAUAAAAGACUUGUAUAGAGUGUUAACCGAAAGAAAAGAAGCAAAAAUAGCAAAAGAAACAUCAACCUUUUAAUCAAUAAUAAUGUCGAUAUCCAAAAACCAAGUAGGGGAUCCAUUUGUUUAUGUUCGGAAGAGAAGGACACAAAGAACUCAACUAGUUGCUAAUGUAGUUCCUUCCUCGGCUCCACAGCAGGACUUUUCAUCAAAAGAAAUAUGUCAAAAGAGUUCAAACACUUUAUAUACAGAACCCAACAAACUCUUUGAAAGUAAGAGACCAACUACGAAAUGUUUGGAAUUUGGCAAGGACUUGGGAGAUAUAGCACAAAAGUUUGCAUAUAAUAAUGAAGUUUAUGGCUUGAUGAAGUCUUCUGGUAGCAACUAUAAUGCUGUUAGAAAAGGAAAAGAGGUUUAUGAAGAGAACAACAACACUAUGAGUUUUGCAGAUAUUUAUGCUCAAAGAGGAAAUAAAGGUAUCACUAUCUGUGAGAGAAGUGUGAAUCCAAGAAAUGAUCACUCUAGUGGCAGAAAAUUGCAGUUCCAAGAAAGUCCUAAUUAUUUCCUUAGCAAUAAAAUAAGGGAAAUGAGGUCAUGGCCAAGGCAUCAUAAGCCAAGAAUAACAGUUCAUCCAACCAAGAUUAUUGGCCCAUCAAGAUUCAGCCAAAACUAUGGUCAGAACAUGCAGAGAACAUCAGUGCGCGUGCCGUUUAAUUUCUCUGUGCUGAAAUUGAUAAUGGGGGAUGAUACAUUGACAGAUGAAGAAUUACUAUAUGCACAAGAGCUGCUCAGUACUCAAGAGUUACCAUCAGAAGGACAAAGGGUGCAGCAACGGCCAUGCAACCAAGUAGCAAAUCAUCAGGGCGUGCAGACGUUGAAUUCCUCCUACAUGAAAUUGCUGAUGGAGGAUGAAGAUAGCUCCAUAUUGACUCAAGAACUAUAUGAAAAGCAGCUCCUCAGUACUCAGUGCAGUUUUGCAUCAGAAGGACAUAGGGUGCAGGUGCAGCAGAUUAACUUACCAAGUAAUCAGUAUCAACCCCAAGAAACAUCCUAUAUGGAUCUGCUGAGAAGAGAUGAUAUGUCCUACAUGGAUCUGCUGACAAGAGAUGAUAUAUCAGGUGUUGAUCUGCUGACAAGAGAAGAUAUAUCAUAUACGGAUCUGCUGACAAGCAAAGACAUAUCAUGGACUUUAGAUGCUUGAUUUUGAUUCUGCUGGACCUGUCUUUCGAUGUUCUUAUUAAUUUCUCCUUGAAUAGGUUGUAUAUUUAGUUCUUAAUGGUGUAGUUGGCUGCAUGUUGUAAAUUCUGAUAUCGAACGUUUACCAUCAUACUGAAUGUAUCUUUGGUUUUGUACAAUCAUAUUUUCUCAUCCUUCGUCGUAGCUGU